ACCCCCCCCGAGAAUCCGGGGCCUCCGGGAGGCUAGGCCUCCCCGCCCGCGCGCGCACCCGGGCCCGGCCGUCCAACUCUGGGCCGCGUUGGCCGGCCGGCGGCGGACGGCCGGCGUACACGCGCCGGUUGCGCCUUCCCACAAUCUGGACCCUUGACGCGUUCCGUUGUGCGUGCCUGAGUCGGGAGCGCGGAGCAGCUGCUCGGCGGGCUGGGGCAGCGGCGCGCCAGCGACGGCGCGGAUGGCGGACUCGCAGCUGUUCUGCGUGGCCGAGGAGCGCAGCGGCCACUGCGCCGUGGUGGACGGGAACUUCCUCUACGUGUGGGGGGGCUACGUGUCUAUUGAAGACAAUGAAGUUUAUUUGCCUAAUGAUGAAAUUUGGACCUAUGAUAUUGAUAGUGGGUUAUGGAGAAUGCACCUAAUGGAAGGAGAACUCCCGACCUCCAUGUCAGGAAGCUGUGGUGCUUGCAUUCAUGGAAAGCUCUACGUUUUUGGAGGCUAUGAUGACAAAGGAUACAGCAAUCGACUUUAUUUUGUUAAUUUACGAACAAGAGAUGGAACCUAUGUUUGGGAAAAAAUCACCAACUUUGAAGGUCAGCCACCCACACCACGUGAUAAGCUUUCCUGCUGGGUAUACAAAGACAGAUUAAUAUAUUUUGGUGGUUAUGGAUGUAGGAGACACAAUGAACUUCAAGACUGUUUUGAUGUUCAUGAUGCAUCUUGGGAAGAACAGAUGUUCUGGGGAUGGCAUAAUGAUGUCCAUGUAUUUGACACAAAGACACAGACAUGGUUUCAGCCAGAAAUUAAAGGUGGAGUUCCACCACAGCCACGAGCAGCGCAUACGUGUGCAGUUCUUGGAAAUAAGGGUUAUAUCUUUGGUGGACGUGUUUUGCAAACGAGGAUGAAUGACUUGCAUUAUCUCAACUUAGAUACCUGGAUUUGGUCUGGAAAGAUUUCUAUUAAUGGAGAAAGCCCAAAACAUCGGUCAUGGCAUACUUUAACACCAAUAGCUGAUGAUAAGCUUUUCCUAUUUGGUGGAUUAAGUGCAGAUAAUAUUCCAUUAAGUGAUGGAUGGAUUUAUAAUGUCUUAACAAAUUGUUGGAAACCACUUAUACAUUUACCUAACACAAGACCUAGGUUAUGGCACACAGCCUGUUUGGGAAAAGAAAAUGAAAUAAUGGUAUUUGGUGGAAGCAAAGAUGAUUUACUUUCUUUGGACACAGGUCACUGUAAUGAUUUAUUGAUCUUUCAAACACAGCCUUAUUCUCUACUCAGGUCAUGCCUUGACUGCAUUGGUAAAAAUGCUGUCAUUUUAAAGAGUCAAAUAUCUUUAUUACCUCCUAAACUUCUGCAACAAGUUCUCAAAAAAAUAACAUUUUGGACUGCAGCUAAUCACAGAGAAGAACAAAGAAUUCAAAAAGAAGAAACAGAAAAUAAGCAUUAGUGGAUCAGUUCCAACUGAAUUGUUAUAUUUGCUAUUUGUCUAAUAUGUUUAAACAUUUUAGUCAGACUGUACAUUUACCACCCUCCCCUAAUUGCAGGAUUUACUUAAAGGAUAAACUUUGAAACAAAAAUAUUCUGUUAAAUUGAUUAUAUGGCAUGGAAUAUAUGGAAAUAAGACCUGAGUACGAAUUUAUAUUUACAUUUGUAAGCUGACUUUCUUACCAACUAUCAAACAAAUAACCUUUCUCAAAGUAAGUACAAUUUUAACAACUCAAUGUGUACUCUUUACUGAAAAGUUUUUGAGAAAUUAAGGUCUUCAGACAUCUCCUAACAUAAUUGCAGAUGUAAGUAUAAAAACACUACAUACCAACUUUCAAAGAGAAUAAACUUUCUUAUCACACUAAAAUUAUACCUAAAUGUUGUCUGAAAUGACUGAUAUUAAGUAACAAUUAAAAAAAUAAAACUAAUAAAGCUAGCCCAAAAUUAUACAACAGGCCAGUACCAAUAUAGUGUUAAAUAUUGAAUUUUGUCCUUUGUAGCAUUUACCAAGUAAAAGGCACCAUCCUCACGUUUCCUCAUCUUUUAUUUCAGCAGAGGAAACAUGUCAAUUUUGUCUCCAUUACCCCUAAGAUUAGUUUAUCCAGGUAUAGCUGUAUAUGUAAAGACCAUGUUUUUAAGUAUAUAAAAUGGAGGUUUAUUUAUCACACAGGCCUGGAAUAUUAAGAUUUGGUAUAUAUAUAUAUAUAAACUUCAGAGACAUAUUAAAAUACAUUUGUCUUGGAAGAGUGCUUCUAAAGUCAUUGUGUAAACAUUUCAGUGGGUGAUGCUCUAUAGACUUGAUGUUCCAGAUACUAACAUGUUCAAACUCAAAUAUCUCUUCAGUAUUGUCACUCAUACAAAAAUGAAAACUAUAUAUUUUUCAAGAUGAAACUUUUGUUAUAACAACAUAUGUGAUGUUUUUCAUCAUAUUAUCACAGUCAUGCUUUCAUUGGCUUAUUAAUAAUGAUUGAUUACUAAAUACCUGGUAUAUAAAAUUAUUCUCCAUUUUAUCACCAUGUAAAUUAUCUCUAAAAUUUUAAAUGCUAUAAAAUGAAUUUCUAUACAUAUAUAUAAUUUAUAGUGACAACUGUAGUUUGUAGUACUUCAUCAAAUUUCAGAGAUAUCUUUUAUAUAUGUAUUGUAUUUUGGAUGUGUAAAGCUUCUAUUUAUGUAUUUGAAUAUUUUGUGUUUAUAUUUUAUUUAUUGUACAAAGUAUACACAAUUACUGUUUCAUAGUUUUGUCACUGUGAACCAAUCAUUAGAGUUGAUUGCAAAAAAAGUUAAAUGUGAAUUUUGAUUUUUUUCUAUUAUUAGUCUUUGUAACAGGGUGGAGAGUGUAUUUUACAACUAAUGUAAUCUUAGAAGAAAUUAUCUUACUAUGAAUUUCAAAAGCAACUUUUAUAUUUAAAGCAAAAAUGUAUCAAACCUGAUUGGAGCCUGUCAUGGUGAAUCCCUGUAAUCCUAGCAACGGGGAGGCUAAGGAAGGAGGAAGUCAAGUUUGAGGCUGGUGGGUUACCCAGUCAAGUUUCAGGACAGCCUGGGAUAUAUAGCUAGACCAU
Messenger RNA from Dipodomys ordii (Ord's kangaroo rat), 3041 nucleotides. RefSeq names its product kelch domain containing 1 (gene Klhdc1). Gene Ontology annotation, molecular function: protein binding. The transcript is spliced from 13 exons. The record is from RefSeq and is a predicted model, not a curated record. Bases 242 to 1444 code for a protein of 400 amino acids. NCBI's taxonomy places the organism in Eukaryota, Metazoa, Chordata, Mammalia, Rodentia, Heteromyidae.